Molecule: messenger RNA, 909 nt
Organism: Protopolystoma xenopodis
Lineage: Eukaryota; Metazoa; Platyhelminthes; Monogenea; Polystomatidea; Polystomatidae
Source: the annotation of a GenBank genome assembly
AUGUCUAACCAUCAGGUUAUCCAUAUCUGCAGUCCUGCUCUAGAUAUCGAAGAGACUUUCAGUUGGUCUGACUGCAAGCCCGGAGAGUUCAAGGAGGAGAAUUUUGAAGUCUUUGAAGCGAUAAAAUGGAUGGUUCAAGAUAUUCAAGAGCUGUGUCAUGAUGCCGAUCUAAACUCUUUCAUAGAAAACUUUGACAGGACAUAUGGCUGUACACUUGAUCUUAGUAAUCUAUUUAACAAAAGGUGGCAAUCUCAGGGAUUAACUCCGGCAUAUCUUACUAGACGUGCGUCUCAUGGCUUCCUGAAGUUCAUUAUUCAGCAAUGCUACAAUAGAGCUGUUAGCGAUCCAGACAAGCUCAAUCAAUAUCCACCUUUCUCUCCUCAGGUUUAUGGUGAAACAUCCUUUGAAUUGGUUUCCCAGAUGAUUGAACACGAGUUGGUCAGGUUGUAUUGCAAGUUGCUGCUUCGAGCCUAUCUAAAUAUUGCUUUGGAAUUGAGAAAGCGGAAUAUCCUGCGCAUUGCGCAACUUUAUUGGAUCGCGAAUUCCGCCUUGGAAAAAGGAGAUUUUUUGACAGAGGAUUACAGAGAGAAAAUUGUAUCAUCAGGUGUGAUUUUCGCAAACAAUUUCGCCUUCGGGCCCGAAGUAGACCAUCAGCUCAAGCUACGCUUUGCCAAUCUACGUGAAGGAGCCAAAAUUAUCUCCUCAAAAGCGUUUUGUCCUCUAAAUUUUAGGAUAACUGAUAGGAAUCUUGGAGAUAUAGGAUCUAUUAUGCAUGUAUCUUGCCUUAAUCCGAUACAGGAUGCUGUAUCCUGGACGGAUAAGCCUUUUGUAUAUUAUGUACAUACUAUUGAUCGCUCAUUGGUAGGCACUUUUCUAUUUUUUCUCAGCCUUUACUUUAUCUUGUGGUAA